AAAAAAAAAAAAAAAAACACCCAAAAAAAACCCCAAAACAAACCAAACAAAAUUCUGACAAAGAUGCAAGAUGUAGAAUUAAAAACUAAAGCUUUAUAAGUCAUGAACUCUUCAUCUCUGUUACAAUAAGUUAUCUUGAGAGAAAGGAGCAAGUUAAUUCACAAAACUAAAGGAUACAAAACUUAAAUUUGGUUUUCAUAUGCAGACAGAAAAUUUAACAAGCAUGAGUUUUAUUCACUUGCUGGAUUUAUAAUAACUAGGUUACAAAGAUGAAAUGGAACAGCCCUAUGACUUUUUCUAAUGUCUGUGACUAAAAUACUUCCUAAAAUAUGUUUCACAAACUCUGUAAUCUAAUUUAUUCCUCAAGUAUUGACCCACUGGUUAAGACUUCUUGAAAUGUAAGAAAAAUACUGGCAAUAUAUGUUUUUUUGAGAACCUGAGUAAUUUUUACAAUUACCUGUUUUAGUUCAGUUCUGUUUUGGGUUUAGAAAGUUAGAAGAGCAACCUUUGUGUGUGUUUGUAGAAUUGUGAGACCAUAGAAAUGACCAAGAAUAGUUUCACUUUCUCUUCCCAGAUGAAAUAAUCACCACUUAUUAGGGUAUUUUCUAAACAGAUGAAUAGUUAGAUGAAGUAUAAAGCAUUUUUCUAGGUUUCCUUGAGCAUAAGGGAUGCUAGAGCUGUAGGAAGGCUGGCUAGCUGUAAAACUUGUAACAUUUCUUGCUCUAUACAAACGGAGUAUAUUGCUACAUAACUAGUGCUAGCACUGUGAGACUAACACCAUAGAGACACAGAGCUCAUUGGGAACCAGUAUUUAUGAUUAGGGAAAUUUGUUUUCCAUUGUUUUUAUUCUCCAUUAAAAACAAAGGUCAGUGCUUCUGCAGUAAAAAAUGCAUUUCAUACAUAUAAGCAAGUUCGAAUCAGCCUUCCCCUCCUUCACACUUUUGUCUGUACUGCUGUACAGAGAAAGAUAUACAGUUGAGGCAUGGAUAGCACACCCUAGCAAGCCAGUGUCCACUUUAAAGCUUCUGACUGUCUUACAGGCUUAAUAAACACAACGCACUUAAACAUCAGUGGGAUUUUAAAGCAAAGCUUCUAAGUAAUAGUUGCAAAAUUACCAAAAUAUUUUCCUAUACAACCUUCAUGUAGGUUUCACUUCAACCACCUCUUGAUUCAUGAUCAUCUCUAAAGGAGUGCAGAAGUUUUCCCAGGUUUGUCCAUGGCACAUGCCACUGGACUGGGGAGUGGCACCACUUUCUCGGGGAUUUUGGUGUAGCGGACAGGGCUGCAGAACUAGGCAAUGAAUCACUUUUGGGUUGCCCUGUGUUUGCAGAGCAGUUUACUGAUCACAUGCCAUACAAGCAAGCUUGGACGUCAUCUCCUUUAUGCGAAGUAGAUCAACUGUGAGUGGCUCUUCUGAACCAGCGUGAUCUUUCAGCUAUGAGUAAUGCAGGCAUUUCAUCUGGCCUUGGAACUGCUCCCGUGAGGCAUUCGGACUGCAAAUUUGGCAAUCUUAGCUUAGAAUAAUUUCUUGAACACAACCCUUUGUUCCGGCGCUCCCGACCUCUCAACCCGCCCGAGCCCGCCACCGCUUCCCGUGUCCCAGCUGGGAGCGGGGGCUGCUGGCUGGGCUCUAAUCCCCGUGGGGCCGCGGGCGCUGCCUCGGCGCCUUCUCCUCCCCUUCCCGAGCUCUCCGCUCCCCACUCGGCGCUUCCCACCCCGAGCCGCCGGGCCCCGGCGCGCAGCCCCUCCGUGCGGCAGGAGGGAGGCCCGGUGCGACUCUUCGCCGCUACAGCCUCCUGUGGGCUGCGUUCUUCAGCCCCGCGCCGCCGCAACGGACGGACGGACGGACGGACCGACAGACGGAGUGACGGACGGAGUGCGAGCAGGAACGCGCGGCCAUGCGGCCCCGGGCGCUGCUGUGCGCCCUGGCGCUGCUGUGCUGCCCGCCGCCCCGGCCAGCCAUUCCAAAUAACAGCAGCAUACCACACAUCAGAAGUUUUUCCAUGCGUCUUUCUUCCAGUCCAGAGGCUGAUCUUAUUCCUGUUGAUGGUGAUACUGAAAAUGACUUGGAAGUUGGAUCAGGAGCCACCAAUCAGACUGCAUCAUUCCUACCUGAACAACGAAUGAUGUCAGUUCAAACAGCAAGAUACCUCACUAGUCCGUGGCUGACUCGUUUUGUUCCUUCAAUUUACACCCUAGUGCUUGUGCUGAGUCUCCCUCUGAACAUUACAGCAAUACUUGUGUUUCUGAAAAAGAUGAAAAUUGAAAAGCCAGCUGUAAUAUACAUGCUGAAUUUGGCCCUUGCAGAUGUUCUCUUUGUAAGUGUGCUUCCAUUUAAGAUUGUUUAUCAUUUUUCUGGAAAUGACUGGGUUUUUGGGCCUCAGAUGUGCCGUUUCAUCACUGCUGCCUUCUUCUGCAACAUGUACUGCUCAAUAAUGUUUAUGACGAGCAUAAGCUUCGAUCGCUUCCUAGCAGUGGUGUACCCCAUGCAGUCCCUGGGGUGGCGUACACUAACUCGUGCCUCACUGGUUUGUUUCAUAAUAUGGCUUGUAGCAAUAACCGGGGUUAUACCUUUUCUCCUACGAGAGCAAACAAUGGAAAUACCCAGGUUAAAUAUAACUACGUGCCAUGAUGUGCUGAGAGAAUCCGAACUUCACGGCUAUUACCUCCACUUCUUCUCUGUCUUGUCUUCUGUGUUUUUCAUAGUGCCAUUUAUAAUUUCUUCUGUCUGUUAUGUGUGUAUCAUUCGCUGUCUUAGUUCUUCCACCAUUGUUGCAAAGCAAAAUAAGAAGACACGUGCCUUGCUCUUGUGUGUGACUGUUUUUUCUGUUUUUGUUAUUUGCUUUGGACCAACAAAUGUUCUCCUCUUAAUUCAUUAUAUCCAUUUUUCAUAUGACAACAGCUUAGAGUAUCUCUACUUUGCCUAUCUACUCUGUGUUUCUAUCAGCAGCAUUAGCUGCUGCAUUGACCCCUUUAUUUACUACUAUGCUUCUUCUCAGUAUCAGAGGCAAUUUUUCAGUCUCUUCAAUUGUAAAAAGACUUUUGAUCCUAACAGUAGUAACAGCAGUGGCCAGUUGAUGUCUACCAGUAGUACUAGAAGGGCUACAUUGACUACUAAUGUGAAUAACAGCGUCUACAGAAAAUUACUAGCAAUGCAUUGAGAUAAUGUGUCUUCAAAUUGUUUAAUUUUUACACAGUUACAGACCAGAAAGGGGAGUGUUAUAUCCAAGAAAUGCAAAACCUUAAACCAAGUUAUUGUAUGAUACAUAGCUUUAUGGAUCCAAUAUAGUAAUACACAAUUCAAAUUAAAACUUUGUAUGUGUGUGUGCAUAGAUAGAUAUAUCGAUAUAUAUACAUAUAUAUACAGAUGUAUAGUAUAUGUAAAUACAUUAAUGUAGAGGGGAAAAAUAAUUUCUUAAUAAUAGUUGUUGAGUGUUUUUCAAAUAAACUUUUUUUCAGACAAA
Motacilla alba alba is the source of this 3464-nucleotide messenger RNA. RefSeq names its product coagulation factor II thrombin receptor (gene F2R). The transcript has 2 exons. NCBI's taxonomy places the organism in Eukaryota, Metazoa, Chordata, Aves, Passeriformes, Motacillidae. Bases 1899 to 3161 code for a protein of 420 amino acids. Gene Ontology annotation, molecular function: thrombin-activated receptor activity. Gene Ontology annotation, cellular component: membrane. Gene Ontology annotation, biological process: thrombin-activated receptor signaling pathway; phospholipase C-activating G protein-coupled receptor signaling pathway; positive regulation of Rho protein signal transduction. The record is from RefSeq and is a predicted model, not a curated record.